Messenger RNA from Cuscuta campestris, 1238 nucleotides. The record is from the annotation of a GenBank genome assembly. NCBI's taxonomy places the organism in Eukaryota, Viridiplantae, Streptophyta, Magnoliopsida, Solanales, Convolvulaceae.
GUUGGCCAUUAUGUGUUGACCCUGGUUAACCUUGAGUUUAUGAUCCAUCAAGUUUUAAAAAAUAAUCAAUGUGUGAAGUGCAGUCAUAUAUAGUGUUGGACCACAACUACAAGUUUGAACUUUUGGUUGAAUUGGUUCAUUCACAUGAACUUGGAGCCUUCUUGAUGACCAAGAGGUCACAUGAGCUAGGACUUCGAAACUCAACGCCGUGGUUAGAUAAUUCAUUUCUUAGAGAUUUAAGUAGUCUUUUUGUGUAUGUUGGUGCGUGCAGAUUCAUGGCGCCCGUUUUCUCAUUCCUUGAGAAAUGGAAGAUAGAGCUCGCUGAGGGUGCUAUAAUAGUAGCUGCUGUGGUCAUCCAAUGGGUUGUUAGAGACCUGAAUGUGUCUUUAGUUGUCCCAUACCGUGGAAUCCUUUGGUGUGUUUUACGUCCGGCUUGGCGUGCGUACACCGAAUAUUGUGAGAGGCGCUAUGGGAAGCGAAGGGCUCCAAAAAGAAUCAAGAGGCAGUUGGUGUAUUUCAGCUAUCUUGUGACAUUCGCAGCGGCCGUUGCUUCUCCCUUUGUGGACCAAUAUUUCAAAGGGCAUUCAGAACACUCGGCGGCUCUGGCUUGCCUGUGUGCCGCCACUGUGCUCUUGUAUCUCUACUCCCUGAACCUCAUGAUCUUUGGAGAUGUGUUGGUCAUUGCUGCCUCCUUUUGUGCCACGGUGCUCCUACCCAUGGAACGCCAGACCACAAAAACCAUUGCUGUGCAAGGCAUUGCACUCGGUCUAAAACUGCUAGCGGCUGGGUAUAAAGAUGUGAAGAAAAGGUUGGCAGCCGCCGCACUAGCCGCAAACCAAGCAGCUGCUGCCGCCCCGAAGAUGGACCCCCAGCUCGCCGCGAUCCUCAAGAAACCUUUCCCAGAAAGGGGUGCUGUCCCAAACCUAGCGGCUUCAACUGCCGCCGUUGCCACCGCUGAGAAGAUGGACCCCCAACUCGCCGCAAUCCUCCAGAAACCUUUCCCGGAGAAUCCCCUGUUUCGUGAAGAUCCAAUGCAAGCCCUAUACCUAUAGUUAAUGGAUGGUGGUUGAACUAACUAAACUAGCUGCUAAACAUUAAUUACCUACUAUACUCUGAAUCUUUUUAUGCAAAAGCUUAUUUGUAUAUUACAUACUCUUAAUUAGAUGUUAUAUGCAGUACUCUAUUAGUAUUUCAAUAACCUGAAUAUUAUAAACCAACAAAAAAAAGGAGAAAAACUA